AUGAGGAAAGCACUAAUGCUGGUCCAGGAUGAUGUCAUGCACUUUAAUCCAGCUGCCCGCAGGUUCUUAUUCAGCCUGCUUGCAGAAAUGUCUAGCUCUAACACCAACACUGGAGGUCCCAGUGCCAGCGCUCCUGCUGCUGCGACCCCGGCUGCUUCAGGUGAGGAGGAAGAGGAUGAGGGAGACUCUAACACGCUUCUGACGGUUCACUCCGUUGACCUCCUGAAAUCCAAGGAUGGGCCGAACCGGCGCGAGCAUCGCACAGAAGCUUACUUUAGCGACAAGCUGAUCGUCCGCAGAGGACAGACCUUCCAGAUGUGGAUCGAGUUCUCGAGACCCUUCAACCCCAAAUCUGACCGUCUGCAGCUGCAGCUGAAGUUAGAGCCGAUCUUCAGCAGAAGUACCGGGAUUCACAUCUCUGUCCCGUUAGUGGACGUCCUGGAAGACGGCCGCUGGGAGAUGAAGAUCGGCGGUCAACACUCUUCCCACCGCCUCCAUCGGCCGCUACAAGGUGACCGUGGAGUCUUUCUCACCGAAGGAUCGGCGGUCAACACUCUUCCCACCGCCUCCAUCGGCCGCUACAAGGUGACCGUGGAGUCUUUCUCACCGAAGGGCAAGCUGCUGUUCCCCUGCACCCCGAACGACGUGUACAUGCUCUUCAACCCCUGGUGUGAAGAUGAUCCUGUGUAUCUGGAUAAUGAAGCGGAAAGGAAAGAGUAUGUUCUGAAUAGCAUGGGCAAAGUUUACUACGGAACCGAGCAGCAAAUUGGAACCAGAACAUGGAAUUUUGCUCAGUUUGAACAGGAUAUCCUGGAAGCGUGUCUGUUCCUGUUGGAGAGAGGUCAGGUCGCUAUGACCGAAUGGAGAGAUCCAGUGAUCGUGUCCAGAAUGGUAUCUGCUCUGGUGAACUCCAACGAUGACUACGGUGUUCUGAUGGGUAACUGGAAAGACAGCUAUGAGGGCGGGACGUCUCCCACCGCCUGGAGCGGGAGCGGCGACAUCCUGAGACAGUAUUACAAAAGUUCAGGGAAGCCCGUCAAAUUCGCCCAGUGCUGGGUUUUCGCGGGAGUCACCAAUUCCGUGUUGAGAUGUCUCGGUAUUCCCACCCGCUGUGUGACCAACUUCAGCUCGGCUCACGACACGGACCUUUCCUUGACCACAGACAUUUAUAUUGAUGAGAAACUGGAAAUCAUCAAAGACAAGACCAGCGAUUCUGUAUGGAACUUCCACGUGUGGAACGAGUCCUGGAUGACCCGUCUGGACCUCCCGGAAGGUUACGGCGGGUGGCAGGUGGUGGACUCGACCCCUCAGGAGCCCAGCCAGGGUUCAUACCGCUGCAGUCCCACCCCCGUCUCCGCCGUCCGCAACGGACAAGUCAACCUGAAAUUUGACACUCCGUUUGUCUUUGCCGAAGUAAACAGUGACAGAAUCUACUGGCAGAAGAAACCCGAUGGAAGUUUCAGUCAGGUUCAUGUGGAGAAGAACUCCAUCGGUCAGAGCAUUAGUACUAAAGCUGUGGGAUCUGAUGCGCGUGUGGACAUCACACACCUCUACAAAUACCCAGAAGGUUCAGAGGAGGAGCGCAUUGCUGUGGAAAGGGCCAGUCGCUUCGGCUCCAAACCAACUUUGUAUCCAUCCCCCACCGGCAACGACGUGAGUGUUGAGAUCGUCAUGGAUGGGACAGGGCCUUGUAUCGGUGGAGACGCCAAACUCUCCAUCGCCCUGAAGAACAAAAGCUCAAAUCAGCGCACGGCCAGUCUGCUAUAUGAGGUGAUGGUCAUGAACUACACUGGAGUGCUGAAAUCCACUGUGAAGAAGGACCGGAUUCCUGUCACCCUCAAACCGCAAGAGACCAAGACUAUUCCUUGGACUCUGCUGUAUAAGGAGUACAUGAAACAUCUGGUGGACCAGGGCGCUCUGAUGCUCGCGGUCACCGGACGAGUCAAUGAGACCCGGCAGAUUCUGGCCACACAGUUCAACUUCAGACUGCGCACACCAGACCUCAUCAUCACUGCUCUAGGGGAUGCUGUGGUGGGUAAAGAGUUGACAGUCAAAAUCACGUUCCAGAACCCGCUGUCACAAGUGUUGAGGAACGUUUUGUUCCGUAUAGAGGGAUUGGGAAUGCAGAGCAUUAGGAAGAUCGCAUAUGGUAAUGUGGAUAAGCUUGCGAUGGUUACACUGACGGAGAAGUUUGUUCCCACCGUCGCCGGCUCUCAAAAGCUCCUGGCAUCAAUGGACUGCCGUCUGCUCACUCAAGUGCACAGAGUCGCUGAUAUUGUGGUCAAACCAAAGUAAAAAAGCACUGUCAUUGUAAAGCCUUCUAAUGCUCUCAGUUGUCGUGAGGAUAU
Messenger RNA from Sinocyclocheilus rhinocerous, 2348 nucleotides. RefSeq names its product protein-glutamine gamma-glutamyltransferase K-like. The record is from RefSeq and is a predicted model, not a curated record. The transcript is spliced from 15 exons. The coding region runs from base 1 to 2295 and encodes 764 amino acids. Lineage: Eukaryota; Metazoa; Chordata; Actinopteri; Cypriniformes; Cyprinidae. Gene Ontology annotation, biological process: peptide cross-linking. Gene Ontology annotation, molecular function: protein-glutamine gamma-glutamyltransferase activity.